Molecule: messenger RNA, 348 nt
Organism: Diospyros lotus (date-plum)
Lineage: Eukaryota; Viridiplantae; Streptophyta; Magnoliopsida; Ericales; Ebenaceae
Exons: 1
Coding region: 1-348 (115 amino acids)
Source: RefSeq, a predicted model, not a curated record
AUGUCGGAUGACAUUGAGCCAACUUCUUAUGAAGAAGUUUUAACCUCCCUAAACCAAGAUCAAUGGUUGAUCACUAUGAAAGAGGAAAUGGACUCGAUGGAUAAGAAUAAGGUGUGGGAACUUGUUGAUCUUCCACUAAAUAGAAAGGCGAUUGGCAACAAAUGGGUCUUGAAAGUCAAACAUCGAGCUGAUGGAUCGAUCGACAAGUAUAAGGCCCGGCUGGUCGCAAAGGGCUACACCCAAAUGGAGGGUGUGGAUUUCUUAGAGACAUUUUCUCUUGUGGUGAGAUUUGACUCUAUUCGCGUGAUUCUAGCCAUCGUUGCUCAUUUAGAUCUUGAGCUACACUAG